AUGGCUGGUCCUCCCCCUCCACCUCCACCUCCACCCCCUGCGCUUGGAGGGUCGUCAAAUUUACCACCUGGCCCACCUCCCGUUAUGCCAGCUGGCAGGAAUGCUUUGCUCGGUGAUAUUAGAAAAGGUACAAAGUUGAAGAAAGCAACGACCGUUGAUAAAUCAAAACCAAUUUUGGAUUCUAAGUCUUCGAGAUCCAUUGGGGUGCCAGGUCCGGCGCCAUCUUCUUCUGGAUCGCAUGGUGCAGCUCCAGUUUCGCCUCCUAGUGGAGUUCCUCAAUUGGGAGAUAUCUUUGCAGGAGGAAUGCCAAAAUUGAAAUCUGUGAAUAAGCAUGAUAAUAGGUCAGGAAUAGUACCACCAUCUGCACCGAAGAUCCCAAUGCCUUCUGGUGCGUCUCCGCUGGUGCCAAAAUCCCGGCCACAAGUCAACAUGCCGCAAGUAGCUCCACCUAUGCCAUCUUCAAGGCCUAGCAGACAUGCCGAACAGAAGCCAUCGGUACCAUCGAUACCAUCCGUUUCAGCUCCACCAGUUCCUUCUGCUCCCCCUCCACCACCUGUAUUGAAUGUUUCGGACUCUGGCUCGAGACCUGGCUUAAAAGUACCACCUAAAAUGCCACCAAACAGACCAAAGAAAUCGUCACAUUUGAAAUCAAAUUCUGUGAACUCGAUUAGUUCCUUUGAAGAUGACAAAUCAACCUCAUCUGCUCCUACAUCUCCGGCACCUCCACCUCUUCCAGCAUCAUCUGCUCCACCACCACCACCACUACCAACAUCAUCUGCUCCUCCUCCUCCACCGCUUCCAACAUCAUCUGCUCCUACACCUCCGCCAGUGCCUUCUUCAGGUGCUCCACCACCACCUCCCAUGCCAAACUUAUCAGCAUCUCAGAAGUCUUCAGGUGCGCCACCUCCACCUCCCAUGCCAAACUUAUCAGCUGCAUCUCAAAAGUCUUCAGGCUCAAAGGCACUGUCGCAGGCACCAGCUCCUCCUAGUGGUGGAGGGUUACCAUUCUUGGCAGAAAUUAACGCGAAAAGAGACGAAUCGUAUGUAAUUGAUUCUAUUCCAUCAUCUUCGAGUGCUGCAAGAAAUAGUGGGUCUUCAAGCAUUGCAAAGCCGGCACCAAAUGCUUCGGCACCACCUAAGCCUAUAUCGCAUCCACCAGCACCAAAAGCACCACCUAUUCCUAAAAAUAAUGCACCACCGCCUGUUCCAUCCGCUCCCCCUGCACCACCUGCACCACCUGCUGCUCCUAGCCUAUCUAGCUCAUCGGCAUCUAACUCAAAACCUCCUGCACCAUCUCAGGGUUCUUUACCUUUCCUUGCUGACAUUAACUCCAAAAGAGAUGAUAACAAUGUUAUUGAUGAAAGUUCGAAUAGAUCUUCAUCUGUAUCAAUGCGCCAACAACCAGCGAAUUCGCAAAACCCACUCGCAAUUCCACCUACUCCACCAUCCAUUCCUCCAACACCUGUUUUUAACCCAAGCAGGCCACCUCCAACUCCAAAGAGCUUCCAGCUGCCUACGCCGCCUGUGUCACUGGCGCCUCCAUUACCUCCAUCGUCAGCACCAAGUACACCUUCAUUACCAAAUUCAGUACCCCCAACGUUGCCUGCUCCAAACGCACCCUCCAAAGCGAAGAAAACACCUCCUCCCCCUCCUCCUCCGUCAGGCAAAAGUUCUACGACAGAUCUGCAGCAAAAUGCUGGGGAAAAUUUAAGAAAGAUAUCUGCGCUGACCUACACUAUUAAUACUUCCCAAAAUAGAAAUGGCAAAGCUGGCAGUUCAUCGUCUAAAAUCGUAAUUGAGGAUACUGGAAAAAGGUUUAAAUUUACAAAUGCAUCUUCUAUUCCACACCCAAGAAGAUAUGGAGAAAAUGGCAAUCAUACUAAGUUAUAUCCUAGUGGAAGAGGCACAUCUGUUCCAUUAGAUUUAAGUUUAUAUUCAUAA
This is a messenger RNA of Debaryomyces fabryi, 1941 nucleotides long. RefSeq names its product Vrp1p (gene VRP1). The record is from RefSeq and is a predicted model, not a curated record. The coding region runs from base 1 to 1941 and encodes 646 amino acids. The transcript has a single exon. NCBI's taxonomy places the organism in Eukaryota, Fungi, Ascomycota, Pichiomycetes, Serinales, Debaryomycetaceae. Gene Ontology annotation, molecular function: actin binding.